Molecule: messenger RNA, 4271 nt
Organism: Myotis brandtii (Brandt's bat)
Lineage: Eukaryota; Metazoa; Chordata; Mammalia; Chiroptera; Vespertilionidae
Gene: EIF2AK3
Product: eukaryotic translation initiation factor 2-alpha kinase 3
Exons: 18
Coding region: 15-3305 (1096 amino acids)
Biological process (GO): protein phosphorylation
Molecular function (GO): protein kinase activity; ATP binding; protein binding
Source: RefSeq, a predicted model, not a curated record
CCAAAUCACAGCCAAUGCUGCCAAGAACCCAUGGCGUAAAAUGGGGCCCACAGUACAGCCCGAAAAUGGUCGCUGUGGGUGCCAGAUCAUUAGUGAUUAUCAGCACUUUAGAUGGGCGAAUUGCUGCCUUGGAUCCAGAGAAUCAUGGUAAAAAGCAAUGGGAUUUGGACGUGGGAUCUGGCUCCUUGGUUUCAUCCAGCCUUAGCAAACCAGAGGUUUUCGGGAAUAAGAUGAUCAUUCCUUCCCUGGAUGGAGACCUCUUCCAGUGGGACCGAGACCGUGAGAGCAUGGAAACAGUUCCUUUUACAGUUGAAUCACUUCUUGAAUCUUCUUACAAAUUUGGAGAUGAUGUUGUUUUGGUUGGAGGGAAGUCUCUCACUACCUAUGGGCUCAGUGCAUGUACUGGAAAGGUGAGGUACAUCUGUUCAGCAUUGGGUUGUCGCCGAUGGGAUAAUGAUGAAAUGGAACAAGAAGACAUCCUGCUUCUGCAGCGCACCCAGAAAACUGUUAGAGCUGUCGGGCCUCGCAGUGGCAAUGAGAAGUGGAAUUUCAGUGUUGGCCACUUUGAACUUCGGUAUAUUCCAGACAUGGAAACUAGAGCCGGAUUUAUUGAGAGCACUGUAAAACCCAGUCAGAACAAAGAGUCUGAAAUUAUCUCAGAUGUGGAAGAACAGGAAGCUGCCAUAGUGGACACAGUGAUAAAAGUCUCUGUUGCGGAUUGGAAGGUUAUGGCCUUUAGCAAGAAGGGAGGACAUCUAGAAUGGGAAUAUCAGUUUUGUACUCCCAUUGCGUCUGCCUGGUUGGUGAAGGAUGGCAAAGUCAUUCCCAUCAGUCUUUUUGAUGAUACAAGUUAUGCAUCUAAUGAUGGUGUUUUAGAAGAUGAAGAAGACAUUGUAGAAGCUGCCCGAGGAGCCACAGAAAACAGUGUUUACUUGGGAAUGUACAGAGGCCAGCUGUAUCUGCAGUCAUCUGUCAGAAUUUCAGAAAAGUUUCCUACAAAUCCCAAGGCCUUGGAAUCUGUUAAUAAUAAAAAUGAAAUUACUCCUUUGCCAACAAUCAAAUGGAAACCCUUAAUACAUUCUCCUUCGAGAACUCCUAUCUUGGUAGGGUCUGAUGAAUUUGACAAAUGUCUUAGUAAUGAUAAGUUUUCUCAUGAAGAGUACAGUAAUGGCGCACUUUCAAUCUUGCAGUAUCCAUAUGAUAAUGGUUAUUAUCUACCAUACUACCAGAGGGACAGGAGCAGACGGAGCAUAGGGAGCACCCAGAUCACAGUCCGAGUUCUGAAGAGCCCAGACUACAGCAAGAAUGUCCGCAGAAAGGACCCUGUUCUCCUCCUACAUUGGUGGAAAGAAAUAGCCGGGACUAUUCUGUUCUGUAUCAUAGCAACAACUUUUAUUGUGCGCAGACUUUUCCAUCCUCAUCCUCACAGACAAAGGAAGGAAUCUGAAACUCAGUGUCAAACUGAAAGUAAAUAUGAUUCUGUAAGUGGAGAAGCUAAUGACAGCUGGAAUGACAUAAAAAAUUCUGGAUAUAUAUCACGAUACCUAACAGAUUUUGAACCAAUUCAGUGCAUGGGUCGUGGUGGGUUUGGAGUUGUCUUUGAAGCUAGAAACAAAGUAGAUGACUGCAAUUAUGCUAUCAAGAGAAUUCGUCUCCCCAACAGGGAAUUGGCUCGGGAGAAGGUAAUGCGAGAAGUUAAAGCCUUAGCUAAGCUGGAACACCCAGGCAUUGUCAGGUAUUUCAAUGCUUGGUUGGAAGCACCACCAGAGAAAUGGCAAGAAAAAAUGGAUGAAAUUUGGCUGAAAGAUGAAAGUGUGCCCUGUGGGAGCCCCUCCCACCAUCACCCUUCACUGGUAGUGUGUCAGCUGGGGCCCUGCAAGUGCCUGAUUGGGUCUGCAACUCUUAUCUUUAUCCUUCCCCAUCCUGUCUCCCCUGUUCACCUGAUACGCUCACCAUGGUCAGAUGUCUCAAUGCAUGGAUCUUUCAGCACAGACUGGCCACUCAGCUCUCCCAGUCCAGUGGAUGCACCAUCGGUUAAAAUACGCAGAAUGGAUCCUUUCUCUACAAAGGAACAUAUUGAAAUCAUAGCUCCUUCGCCACAAAGAAGCAGGUCUUUUUCAGUAGGGAUUUCCUGUGGUCAGACAAGUUCAUCUGAGAGCAACUUCUCUCCACUGGAAUUUUCAGGACUAGGCCUUGGAGACACCAGUGCGUCAGUGGGUGCAGUGCACAACCUCCAGGACAGCUGCCUCACAGACUGUGAUGUGGAAGAUGGCACAAUGGAAGGCAGUGAAGAGGGGCACUCCUUUGAACUUUGUCCCUCUGAAGCUUCUCCUUAUGUAAAGUCCAGGGAGAGAACCUCCUCUUCCAUAGUAUUUGAAGAUUCAGGCUGUGAUAAUGCAUCCAGUAAAGAAGAGCCCAAAGCUAACCAACUGCACAUUGGCAACCAUUAUGCUAAUAAACUAACUGCUGCCAAGCAUUCCAGUAGCAAAUCUUCGGAACCUAGUUUGUCUAUUUCUCUUCCAAGACCAACCACUUUAAGUCUAGAUCUCACUAAAAACACUGCAGAAAAGCUGCAGCCCAGUUCCCCAAAGGUGUAUCUUUACAUUCAGAUGCAGCUGUGCAGAAAAGAGAAUCUAAAGGACUGGAUGAACAGCCGGUGCAGCAUGGAGGAAAGAGGGUGGGACACGUGCCUGCACAUCUUCCUGCAGAUCGCAGAGGCGGUGGAGUUCCUGCACAGUAAGGGGCUCAUGCACAGGGACCUCAAGCCUUCCAACAUAUUCUUUACAAUGGACGACGUGGUCAAGGUUGGAGACUUUGGAUUAGUGACAGCAAUGGACCAGGACGAGGAAGAGCCGAUGGUUCUGACCCCAAUGCCAGCGUAUGCCCGGCACACGGGACAAGUGGGGACCAAACUGUAUAUGAGCCCAGAACAGAUUCAUGGAAACAACUACUCUCAUAAAGUGGACAUCUUUUCUUUAGGCCUCAUUCUGUUUGAGUUAUUGUACCCCUUCGGCACUCAGAUGGAGAGAGUCAGGGUCUUAACUGAUGUAAGAAAUCUCAGAUUUCCACCACUGUUUACUCAGAAAUAUCCUCGUGAGUAUAUGAUGGUUCAAGAGAUGCUCUCUCCAUCCCCCACGGAGCGGCCUGAAGCUGCACACAUCAUUGAAAACACUGUAUUUGAGGACUUGGAGUUUCCAGGAAAAACUGUGCUCAGGCAGAGGUCCCGCUCCGUGAGUUCAUCAGGAACAAAACCGUCAAGACACUCCAGCGACUCCCGUAGCCCUUUGCCAAACAGUUCGCCUUAGGUUGUGCCUGUGCCCUAACAGAUGACACAGAAUAGUCUCUGCUUAGGAAUGUGUCCUUCCAAAAUUGUAGACUUGAGAACUUUGUUCUUUGCUCAGUUUUAUUUUGAACUACUUUUUCUAAGUCAGAUUUAAACUGAAUUUUGGGGUACAACCUAAUUUGAGCCAACUCUUGAUUUUUGCUGUCCUCGAGGAGAGAACCAUCACUAAAUCACGUGUGGUCCUUUUUCUUGGUGGGUCUCUUGAAACUGGCUGGCCACGCUCUGUAGCCCUCACCUGUUGCCUGGCGAGGUCAAGCAAUCCCUAAAAUUAAUAGAGAGAUAUUUUUAUAGCACAGAAUCAUGAAAAUCCCUACAUACGGUAGCUAUAUUGUUCUAGAAAUACGCUUUCUAGAGAUACUGCUGAUUUUUAAACGGAUUUCCAAAAAGCUGACUCCGUUUUUGUCUCAGUGGGUAAAUCAGGAAUCUGCACUAUUUGGGAGGACAAGUAGCACAAACUGCACAAUGGUUUAUGUCCAUAGCUAGUUCUGUAGUGGCCUCGGUAGCAUCAUAGCUGUUUCUCAGAUGGUCCAGGGAGGGUGUAAGAGCUUGUGCUUUACCUCCAAAAAAGGGAAUGAAGCUUUUAUGUAAAUUGGUCAAAAGUUCUGGUUUGGGGAUGAAAAAAGGCCGUAGUAAGAAAUGAAUCACAUUUUACAGUUAACUUCUUUACUUAUGGACUUCAAACCGAAUAAAAUCUUAAGUGUCUUAUAUGUAAUUCUAUAGGCAGGUCGUUUUCCAAAACUGAUUAUAGAUAACAGUUUAAUCAUCUAACUUGUUUUUAUUUUCACUGUAAAUAUGUUUAUUUUUUAUUUAUAAAAAUUCUGAACUCAAUCCGUUUGGGUUGGUGGUAUAUAGAACACACUUAAGUGUGUUAACUAUUGUGACUUCUUUCAAGUCUAAAUGAUUUAAUAAAAUUUUUAUUAAUUACUUA